Molecule: messenger RNA, 1536 nt
Organism: Diabrotica virgifera virgifera (western corn rootworm)
Lineage: Eukaryota; Metazoa; Arthropoda; Insecta; Coleoptera; Chrysomelidae
Product: antichymotrypsin-2-like
Exons: 2
Coding region: 200-1384 (394 amino acids)
Molecular function (GO): serine-type endopeptidase inhibitor activity
Source: RefSeq, a predicted model, not a curated record
CUCUUACUGGAAAUGAUAUGUUUUUAAACGAUUAUUAUUUGUUAAAUUAAAUUAAAUGUUUAUAGCGCGUUUAUCUGGGAUAACCCAACUGACAUUGUUUGCAUAUAUAGCGAUUGUUCAUCGCUAGUUAAUUCAGUCGGUUGUGUGGGAAAGUAGAAGACAGAAGAAUUAAAUAGCAAUAAUUAUAAAACAGAUCACGAUGAAGCGGGCAAUCAUUUUAGCAUUUGCUAUAACCACAGCACUAGCAGCAAUAUCAGACGCACAAAGUCCAAUUGAACAAUUAGCAUUUGCAAACCAAAAAUUAACGUCAAAUGUGUACAAAGAAAUUCUUAAAACUAAGAAUGGAAGUAUUAUUUUCAGUCCUUUUUCUGCUGAAACCGUAUUAGCGCUGACCUCUGAAGGAGCAAAAGGUGACACUAGAAGUGAACUUUUAUCUGUACUACACCUUCCAGAAUCACACGAAACUAUCCAACAAGGAUUUAGGGAACUUUUACCACAACUUAAAAUCAACAAUAGGGUCGCAGUAUUAGCUUCAGCUAAUAAAAUAUAUGUAGCCAAAGGUGUCAAGCUAGAAGAUGAUUUUAAAAAGACCGCUGAAAGCAUUUACGCAUCAGGGCUUGACCAAGUAGACUUUUUAGACAGUGCAAAAGCCGCUAACAUAAUUAACCAGUGGGUGGAAAGCCAAACAAACAAAAAAAUUAAAAAUAUAAUUAAACCUGAGCAUAUUACCGGCGACACCAAAAUGGCUUUAAUUAAUGCUUUAUAUCUAAGCGCUGAAUGGUCUGCUGUUUUUCCAUAUUAUAACACUGUAAUAGAUAAGUUCUACAAAACAGCAUCCGAACAAAUAGAUCAACAAACAAUGGCAAUAACUGAAGUAUUUAAACAUUCUGAAAAUAAAGAACUCGAUACACAAUUUUUGGAAAUUCCGUUCCAAAGUAAUGGCCUUACGUUUAGUGUUGCUUUACCUAAUAAAAAGGAUGGUAUAUCUGCUUUAGAAAAUAACAUUGAAAAAGUAUUUGAACCUCAACCAUAUACUGAAGUGUCUGUAUAUUUAAGGCUACCAAAGUUUACCGUUGAAACCGAGUUGAAUUUGAAAACCAUUCUUCAAUCUUUAGGUGUACGAAAAAUAUUUAAAUUUGACGCUGAUCUUAGUGGAUUGGCAAAGAACGCCAAAGAGUUAUAUGUUUCGGAGGUAAUUCAAAAAGCUUUCAUCAAAGUUGCUGAAAGUGGCGUCGAAGCAGCUGCUGUCACUGCUCUUUUACAGGAUAAGAUUUUUGGAGGUUACUUUCCUCGAGAUUCAAUUAAGUUUUUCGCCGACCAUCCUUUCAUAUACUUUAUUAAAUAUAAUAGCGUUAUAUUAUUUGCUGGAAAAUACAGUCCUUAGGAUUAUCGUCAUGACACUACAAUUUUAUGGAUAGUUCCUAUAAUUAUCUUUAUGUGUUAUUUAUAUACUCUUUUUUUAUAUCUCUACAAUUAUGUGUUAUUUAUUAUAUAAAAUAUGUAUGUAUUAUUCUGAUAAAUAUAAUAAACUCAUUU